Dentiscutata erythropus is the source of this 585-nucleotide messenger RNA. The record is from the annotation of a GenBank genome assembly. NCBI's taxonomy places the organism in Eukaryota, Fungi, Glomeromycota, Glomeromycetes, Diversisporales, Gigasporaceae.
AUGGAUACCAUUGAGAACUUAACUGAUGAAGAAUUUAAUCCAUCUGGUACAGAAUCUGACUCAAAUAACACUAAUAAUGAAGAAAUCUUUGAACUUGCAAACACUGUUACUUUGUUAUCUCAAACGAUUAGACAUGAUGCUAGUAAAAAACUGUCACCUGUUUGGAAUUUCAUGCAUGAAAAAGUAAAUUCAGAUGGAACUACUGUUGUUGGAUGUGAUUAUUGUCCUCUAGAAUAUAGUGUUAAAACAUCAACAAAUGUUCUAGCAGAUCACCUUAAUAAGCAACAUAAUUGUAACAUUAUUUUAAACCAAAAACAUAAGUCAUUAUCUAAAAAGCUAUAUGGUAAUAAUAAUACUCAAUGUAUAGAGGAAUGCACUAUAUCUAUUUUAAAUUUCAUUAUUGUUCAAUAUAUGCCACAAAUUUCUGCAGCAACAAGUACAAAUAUUGUCAUCUCUGCUUCUAAAAAUAAAAAAAGAGAUCUUUUUAAAUUUUUACUAGAACAGCAAAUAGAUAAACCACCACUAGAAAAAUUAGAUCUGUACUUAUCCUCGCCUACAUCUUCUGAAGAUCCUCUUAAUUGGUAG